AGUCGGAUUCGUAAGCUUGGUUCAUAAACAUGAGCCAACUUCCCUAUCGUAUUCUAGAAGCCUCAUCGUACAUAUAAGGGUCACAUGGACCCUACUAGCUGGGGUCAAACAAAUUUUGCAAUUGGUUGAGCAUAGUUUUUGCCUGCGAUGAAUGGUCAAGCUGAUCAACAGACCUCAACACCCAAACAGAAGAGCCUCCGCUCGGCAUGCGAUACUUGCCAUCACAGCAAGGUAAAAUGCAGCGGGCGGCUGCCAUGCGAGGGGUGCGAGAAGCUUCGGGUGCGAUGCAAAUACAGCAUCUCCAACCGAACAGGAAGGCCAAAGGGGGUCAGAAACAAGAAGACCCUCGAACGUAUCAAGCACCUGAGCAUGAGCUCUGACUCAGCGCCAGAAACGGUGCAGCCUGAAUCCGAUGAAUCUUCCUUCUUUGCUGUACAAAGUAGAAUAAUGCCCAAGGAAACCCCGAACCCUCCCAUACAAUCAGCUGUAUUCCAGCCAUAUUCGGAUCCGGAUCAGCACGCAAAUGCCAGUAUAGUGAAUCCAUUCGAUUUUUUUUCCAUGUCGGAUAUCCCGGGAUAUCUGAAUGCAGGGGUCGGAGAGGUUGGAACCGGUGAGAAACAUGGAACCUGUGGAGACGAGCCCCUGAGUCCUUCUAGCUUCGAAGCCAUCACCACGCACGGAUUUCUUCACACGAUGGAACAAGACAUCCCGUGGCCAACAGACCUUAACCUCUCCUCGGCUGAUAACACCACAAAACCUGUCGGUCCUACAAAAUACGUGAACGACAAAACCACAACAACCAAGCAUGACCGCGACUCAACGUACAGUCAACAAGAGAAACCCUCGAAGGAAGCUCCCUCAUCUCGCUCCCGGACGCCAUCCAUCGGGACCUGUGAUUGCCUACAGCAAUUAGCUGACCAACUCGCGCAGAUCAAGGCCUUGAGCAGGGUUGCCGAGCCACUCAAAGCAGACAGUAUCCUGUCAGUGACGCGGGAAGCCCUCCAUCGCUGGAGACGGCAACUGCAGUGCAAUAUCUGCCAGCAGAAUGACGACAAGGACAUAUUGGUACUUUCUGUAAUGGGGUUUCGGGCCAUUAUAAGUCUCAUACGGAGACUGGGACAGGCUGGGGACAGCUUCUGGAGCUACCAGUACAACACCAACACAACCAUAAGUAACAUCUCACCAAUCGAGCCCAUCGACACCGAUACGUCCUUUCUUGGCAUGUAUGAGCUAUCCCAGGAGGAAAAACGCCUGAUGGCGAAUGUACUGCUUACCCGAGCACUGAGGGACCUCAGUCGGACUGUUGAGGACGUGAAAGCACGAAGCUCAAAACAAUCGUCUCUAGUGCCGACACCGACGAGCAGCGGCAGCAAUGAUGAUAGAAGCACCGGCUCGUCCCUCGGAAUGCAGUUUCCCAUAAACUCCACUCACAUGAUGGAUAUCGAUAAACCCGGGUAUGGUCUGGACAUCGGCCCUGUGAUGGAUAUUCAUAAUAACGAGUAUUUGCAGCGGUCGCUGCAACGCCUGUCCCGUUCUAUUGACUUUCUCUCAGACGCCUUGAAGCAUCCCCAUUACUCCCCUCAGCGGUCUCCUGUAUAAUCCACUAGUUCACUGUUCUUUCGCGUUUGCAGUAUUUAAACUAUACCCAUGUUACUGCCAGCCAGAAUAGAUCAUAUAGAUCACUCGAUUUCAGACCCCCUGCACAAUUUCAACACUUGCAGCGUACCAAU
Molecule: messenger RNA, 1730 nt
Organism: Talaromyces proteolyticus
Lineage: Eukaryota; Fungi; Ascomycota; Eurotiomycetes; Eurotiales; Trichocomaceae
Exons: 3
Coding region: 148-1599 (483 amino acids)
Biological process (GO): positive regulation of transcription by RNA polymerase II
Cellular component (GO): nucleus
Molecular function (GO): sequence-specific DNA binding; DNA-binding transcription factor activity, RNA polymerase II-specific; zinc ion binding
Source: RefSeq, a predicted model, not a curated record